AUGUGGUCGGAUGAUGACGACUUUUUUGCGUAUUCACCGUAUUAUUUCGGUUCCGAUAUGGAAGACAGUGAUGUCGACGUGUACAACUUUGAUGAAGAUGACUUUGAAAUGUUGAGGAAGUACGUAGAUUUAGCCGCUCUUCUCCGUCGAGGUCGAGAAGAAAGUUAAGGUUACCAAACCAUCAGCGUCAUCAAUUACAGAAAACACUCCUGCCACUGCCACCACUACUUACCAGCUACUCUCUCUUCAAGACUUGUGUUGUCGUGUCAUUGCGUUGAGGUUCCCGUUCGCUUACAUUGAGCAUCGUUCCCCUCCAAUUCCAGAUGAACUGCAAUUGAAGAUAAUCGGGUUUUCGUUUCCAGAGGAUGAGCAGAUGAUGAUGAAGUAUGCACAGUUUAGCCGUGGUGGUGUCGACGUAAGCUUAAACACGGCGAGAUCAGUGGUUGGAAACGUGAAAAAUCUGAAUCAGAUUGGUAGGUAUGACUUGACAAUGGUGCUGUUAUAGCAAAAAAAAUAAUAAUAAAAUAAGUAAGGUUGUAUCAAUGUGAGUUUUGCUCAAAUUCCAGGGAUUUUAAAAAAAUUUUCACGUGUCCAGUUUAAGCUUAAGAUUUAACGUAUAAAUUGUACAAGUAACUAAGGACUCAAUUCUUCACCUUCUUAUUUUCAUACUGUGAUAUUUUAGGCUGGAAACUAACGGCUUAAUGACACAGUGUAUGGUAACCUAAAGCAAUCAGUGUUAGUCCAUGUUAAUAAUAUCAAAUAAGCCGUUAUGUAAAUAUCCAAUUUGCCCCAUUGUCCAUACCUUUAACCAGUUUGCCCCCUUUGUCGCAUUGUUCAGUGUGUUGCUUUUGAGGUACAUGUGCAACUCACCCUGGUUACAUGUAUAAAGCCUGGUUCUCAUAUGCUGCCGAUGUAUCUGUGACAUAGCCACCGGUACAGCCUGGGACACGUCUUGGACGAAUGAGAACAUGUGCCCCCGGCAACUGGAGCCAUCGCAGGGCUCUACCGCCGGCAUGCCUGCGAAGUUGAACUUGAGUCAACUUUGCAGGCAUGCCGGGGGUAAAGACUGGGAUGAGCAAUGUUGCCGGCCACUUCUGUUCUCAUAUCUGAACAGCAUCCCAGGGAGUACCGGCGGCCAUGUAGCAGGUGCAUCGGCAGCAUAUGAGAACCAGGCUUUAUAACUCUAUUGAAAAUGUGACCCCAUUAUAGUCAAUCCAGUCAUGAAAAUGCUACCCCAUCCAGUGGCACAUCCCCAUUAGCCUCUUAUGAGGAAGUACCCCCCUUCCCCUCCCACGGGGUAACUCACAGCCCCUUUGCUGACUCAAUCGCCGUUAGGCUUGUUUUCACUUGUGACGAAGUCAGUGAGAGUCAUAAGCACAGUUGUUAGGAUAAUCUUUCAGUAAAAAUAUAAAAUCAGAGUCAGAAGCAGAGCCAUAGGUAUGACAGAAUUGAAGAUGACAGAAUCAGAACAUUCCAUAAAAUUCUAGAUCUGCUUAGGGUUUUAUCUCUAUUGCUUACCUGUGCAAUGAACUGAACACUAGAUUCUGGAAAAAUUCCUCCAUGUAUGUAAGCCCCUCCAAAUAUAGGCCACCCAAACUUGUAAUGCAAAAAGACUCCUCUGUUAAAUCCCCCCUCCGAAUAUAAGCGCCUGAGGGCUUAUACUUAGAAAUUGCCUUAAACAAAACAAAAACUGGUACAGUAACACAUAUAUAUUUUUACUUGCCAACAAACUAUUACUUGUGCCAAAUGAUUGCAGUAAAAAUGUUUCACAGUUUAUUCCUGUUUGUGUUGUUCACUGUUCACUCUUUUCUUGGAUUUCUUUAGCCAUAGACAAAGUACUUGCAAGGAAGUUCUAUUCUUCCAUCCUGCACCCAAACUCCUUCUGGUGUAUUGCAUUUUCAGUGAAGCAAUUUGUGGUUUUGUUUUCAGUCGCGUGGCUGAGUUUUAAAAAGAGUCUACCUCCAAGAUGUUUUUCAGUAAAAAUUUCUGACAUAAAGUUUAUUCCAACUGUAAGCUAGCCCAGUCAAUUCUGAGACACAAAUUUUUCUCUAAGUAUAUAAGCCUAGCCAAUUUUGUAAUGCACCAUUUCUCUCUGUAUAUAAGCCCCUCAGAAAGGGCCUUUGAAAAGUGUAUUCCCUGGGGCUUUUUUUCAGAAUUUUGUGGUAUAGGAGUUGAAACCGGAAACAGACUGAUAACCAAUCACAAUGUUUUUCCAUGCUUUGUGAAUGAUUUAAUUUUUUCUGCCUCUGUUUAGGAGUAACAUAUACAAAAUUAUUAUUACGUGAACAUUUUUGUGGGCCUAAAUUUUACGUAUCCUGAAUAGGGUUGGUGUCCCUUAAUAGAAAUGUACCAAAGGAGAGGUUCCACUGUAGAUUGUAAGUGAGAGAGGCAUUGGAGGAAUCAGAAUUUCUGUUUUCGCCAUAUCAUACAGUACAAUUGUAAUAAUGCUCUAGAUGCUUCUGAUUAUGACUUGAAUUCUGAUUCUGUUGCUUGCGAAAGCCAGUUGCACAUGGUGGUUCCCUGCACAUAAUGGGGGCACUGAAGUGUCUAACCCAAACCCAGUGAUUCUUUCAGUAUUUUUUUUAAUCAAAUAAGCUGAUGGUGUGACAGAAUGAUAAUGAGUUUAAAACAGAAGGAAGGAUAGAAGCAAGGAUAGAAUUGAACCACACUGAAGGAUUGGAUUGUUUAACAAUAAUUUUUAAUGCAACAUCCAAUUUGCCCCGGGGGAGGGGGGGGGGUACUUUAGGAAUUUCUGGGUGGGGAUGUGCCGCUGGUUCCUGGAACCCUUAACCUAUACCAGAGCUAGAUCAGCUGAAUUUUGCUACCCUAUACUAGAUAAACUCCCCAAAUCCCCCUAUCCUAGAGUAGCUGUUUCCCUUGUCUAGAUAAAAUCUUCAACCAACUGAUCAGUUUCCUGAAAAAUGAUACCCUAUUCUAGACCCAAACGCUCUGAUUUAUAUACCCUAUCCUAGAGUAAACUGCCUGAAAACCAUACCCUUCACAGCGGCACAUACCUAUAUAGCCCAUAUAUGGCAAUACCCCCCCCCAGCAAUUUGCAUUCUGACUUAACUUUUGGUGAAUGUGAAAAAUGUAAAAUUGUGCAUGGAGCUUAAUGCACACGUCAAUAAAAAUUAAUGCUUAUGGAGGAUAAAAAGGGGCAUAGAUUCACUUUUACUGCAGUGUAAUUUUCUUUGGUGGUGGUAGAUUUGACCAAUUUUACAGUGGCUACAAGUUGCAUUUGCCGUCAAGUGAGUUUUCAGUUGAAACCCUUAAGUUUUCAUGGACAUCAAUCAACUCUUUCCAUGGUUUUUUCACUUGCUUCUCUCAUUGUUCCUGUUUGAAGGGGAAAGACAUGCAAGAAUAUUUUUUGAAUUAACAAGUCUUUCAAAUUCUGCAGAGAUGAUACAACCGAGAGGAAAAAUCUUUGGAGGGCACGUGUUAUUAGUACCACCACUGCAACAGCCUACAGUGUAUAAAAGUCCCUAACUUUGACCGGUGCCUUUAUUAAAUCUUGCAGGCUUCCGUUUGAGUGCCACGGUUGAUCAAAACAGGUGCAAUGACAGUGGCAAUGGUUUUCAUGUAACUGUUUACUUUGAUCGUGGCAAGAUAACCUCAGCUCACUGUUCAUGUGACCAGCCAACAAACUGGUGCGUGCAUGUUAUAGCAACAUGUUUGGCAAGAAUAAAGGACAAGAAUACUGUGACAAUUCGAAUGCCAGUCUCUGAUUCGCUUAAUUUUCUGGAUCGGGAUCAGUUGAUAAAAUUUGCCCAGUACCUUCUAUAUGAACACCAGAAUGAAAGUAUUAUUGAAACUGCACAACAGCUGCUUGAUAAGCUGUUGUCAAAAGAACAGAAAGGGCAAGAAGAAGACAUAAAUGCAAUUGCAGGUGCACCUGAUCCCACUGCUGGUCCUGGUAAGGCAGUCUUUAUCAUCGUCAUCAUCAUCAUCAUUUUAUUAUCAUCAUCAUCAUGCUUGUUAUUUUAUUUAUAAAAUUAUUAAUACUGUUAAAAGGCUAAAAAAUGUUUGAAAGGAAAUACAUUGUAAUUAAUCGCUCUGGAAAAGCAGCACAAUUGAAUCUAAUUUCUUUUCCAGUUGGUUUGCAUUUUUGAUUUCCAGUGCAUGGGUAGUUUUCCCCAAUGUAUCUUGUAGACUCUGUGGUUAGAAUAGUUAUCACAAGAAGUUUAAAUGCAAAAUGAGUUUUUUGAACAAGAAUGUAAAUUAUUAAGAGGGAAACCAACUGAAAGGAGUUUAGUUUACUUUAUUCCAAACUGUCCCGUUUCUGUUGGCGAGCAAAGCUUAAAUAUGCAAAAAUAACCCAUUUGUGCAUGAUCACGUGUUUUGUUGUGUUUGACAUUAUUAGGUCUUGAUGAAGAGGCUCACUGGUUUGUCUGUAGAAGUGGAUUCCAGUCCAGGUGUAAAAACUUGAUGUUUGGAUCCAAUAAAGAUCUAGGCUUUCUCAAGUAUGUUGAUGAGGAUAAUGAUGUUGAGGGUUCUGUUAAAGAAGUGUGGGAAAGAAACUGCCUUCAACAGCCACUUGUUAGAGGUACAACUGUUUAUAGCGGAGCUCCACGCGCGCGCGAAGCGCGCGCGUGGGCGGAGCCCCAUUGCUAAGUAAAUCUACCCAUCCCAGAAAAUUUGGUAAUCACGUGACCGUACACCGACCGCCCGCCGUCCGUCCGCACCACAGGAAAACCAAUGUUUACUCUCACACUUUUGCUAGUUUGGGAGCCCAAGAGAAAACUAAUUGCACAGGCUGCACAUCAAUGUUGUGAUCAAUUGACAGCUAUCAAAACAGGGCAUCCUCUGACAAGUAUCACCUGACCGUACCGCGGGCUCAAGUGUCGACCCAUCGAGGUCGAGUAUUUUUUUAAAGUUAUCCGCUGACAAAUUACCAGUUUCAAAUGAUCGCAGGCUCAAGUUUAUUUUUUCCAAGGAUUCAUAUCAAAUAUGUUGUGUUUAUGUCACUAUGGCUCCGCACUAUUAGGAUUUUGAUUUCAAACUGACCUCGGAAGCGAAAAUUCAUCCAGUUUUUUUUUAAACUACAGGUGGGGAAGACCUUAUCUUACCAUGGUCACGCGUUGGUCACGCUCUACGUCCCAUUUUUAUGCUCUGAUUGGUCAAAAUUUGACAGGUGAGUUUAUGCGGAAAAAUUAUGCAGCAUCUUGAAAGUAGUUUACUUUGACAGCUGAAGCUGACAGAGUUUUGUGUCAACUUGUGAUGUUUUUAACUGUCUUUUUCCUCUAGAGGUACAAAAUGAAAUACAGCCGCUAUCAAGAGUCUUCUGUUAUUCAUGGCUGGUUUGUUUACCGGGUUUUGGUUGAGAAAUGCGUCGCUUGUCAAAAUUCGGUAAUUCGAUUUCGGAUGGCAUCGUUUUCGUUUUUCACCUUGCUUAAUGCGUAAGAGGGUUUAAAAGUCUCAAGCAACUGUGGUUCCCUUGAUAGCUUUCAGGAACUGAAUCUCGAAUGGUAAGCCUAAGUAAUUAUUGUGUUUGAUGUUUGUGUUUCAUGAAGUCUUGCACUGUUCACGCUGACAGUUUAUGCGUUAAGUUUAUGGCGUUUGCAGGAUUUGAGUCAAUGAUCUGACCUAGUAGCAGGUUUCAUAUAAGCUUACAGAACUUUAAAAAGCCUUCAGAUAUAUUUGCUCACCACAAAUAGAAAGAAAACGUUCCGAAGGAUAUUUAGUUAUAAAUUUGGCUGUAGAAAGAAAACUUUGAGCGAUUUUCUUGCUUCGAGGAGUUCACCUUCGAAAACAGUAACAGUAAACACCGCGCUGGGAAGCCGGCUAAAACAUAAACUUAAGCUUUACGCUGAAAGACUCAGGAUUUUUAGAGACACUUUAAUACUUGUCUUCAUGAAUGAAAAUUCUUGUCUCUGUAAAUGUUUCACGGAAUUAUAUCUCUUUUUUUGAUUGUUAGUAGUCUCUCUUGCAAUUUUAAUCGCUUGUCCGUGCCGUUUGUUUUCAUCGUUCAUGACCAUCGCUUGCAGGAGUACUCAAAAAUGUCGCGCGUAUCAAACGCUUUAUAAGAUUACACAUCGUUAUAACUGAAACCAUUAAAUAACAAAACAAAUAAUAAUAAAUUCGCUAUUAUGUUGAAGCGUAACUCUGUUAAAGUUCAUUCAAACACUCGACCACACUGACAGCUCGCACUAUAGAAACGAGAACCAGCUGGCCGUAUGGGUGAUUUUGGAAAUUUUCUGAAAUUUUUGAACGGUUUGGCUCGUCCUGAAUAUUGACUGAGUGCAAUUUGUCUUGAAAAAUUGUAAAAUACCGCAUUCUGUCCUAGCUCUGUAUGAUAAAUAGUACUGUUUCACCUCAAAUGUGGUGUAUAAAAAUUAUAAAAGGUUGGUUUAAACACCCCCAGAUUUGUUGGCAAGAAUUUGUAAAGUAAACCUGUCGAACGCAAAAAAAUUUGGCGUGAUUUGUUUUCCAAGAAUUUGUUUUCGAGGCCUAAUCUACUGUGAUCGAAGAUGUUUGCUAUUUUUUGGGUGUACAUAUAAGGUUAUCAAUUCGAUGUAAGAUGUUUCACUCUAAAAUAACUUAGCCUUUCCCUCAAAAGUCACAUGAAUGUGCCCUUAAGUUGAAUGAUUUGUGGAUUAAAAGUUUAUUGUUUGAUUUAAAUUAUAAAUUUAUUAAAAGUGGAGCUUCGCUUUUAGCCCUGGCUAAAUCUAUAUAUUAUAUGUUGUACAUGUAAUAUAAAAAUGUAGUUUUUGCCUUGCUUUUUGUGGGUCACUGGAAAUUUUCAAGGAAAAAGGGGAUCUAAAGGCUGGAACAUUUAAAACAAAGUACAUGAUUGUAUUAAGCUAAUUAAACUGGAAUUCCCAAAGGGGAAGGGGAGCUCAAACCAAAUGCCUAGAUGAGUUAGGGGAGUAUAUAUAUGCAGUGCUUGAAUUAACAGCUUGUCAACAGACAAUGUUCAGUCAAAGUUAUAGGCUUUGUUCAGACUCAAAUCUUCCAGGACCAGACUCUGUCUCCAGUCAUUUAUAUAAUUGGUGCUUCACCAGCUUCUUAGCUGUAGAACUUUUGAUACGUGAGGUUUGUAGAACUGGGAGAACUUUUUCUCCUUGAUCAAUUCAAGUUUCUUUUACCAAAUGUUUGCAUACAUUGUAUGUGUUAAUUAUUAUUAUUUAUAAUAUUUUGUUGAUUUAAAAAAAAUAACAUUUUACUUCUUUGAAAGAAAUUUUAUCAUUAUUAAAAAUUAUAGUACCUGUAGGGCACUAUAUAAAUGAUGCCCCUUUCCUCCUUAAAAGUGAGCCCUCCAUGCUGUUUCCCCCUUCACUACCCCCACAACCUUUCCAGCACCUUAGUUAUAGUUAAGUGAAUGGCAGUGAUUUUAUUUCUUCAUGUUUUUAGAUGAAAUGGAUGUACAGCUGGAUGAUAGUCGCUAUGGUUACUCAAAGACAUCCUCUCGGCAGCAAAGCAUUCGUCAAGUCCUGGAAACCAUAGCUGAUAUGCUUCAGGAUGAUUUCAUGAGUGCCGUGUCAGCUCUGACAGUGUACACUGAGCAACUGAUUCAAGGAUUAACUGUGUUGUGCAAAGUGAACCCUCCUAGAAGUAGAUUCCAUAUACCAAAGCCAAGAAACCAGAAACCUAAAUCAAAUUUAAGCCUUUGUGGAUCCCUAGCAGGAGGCUUUACUCCAAGACUUUCAGAGUAAGUGCAGGGAACCAAAAUCAUUCAUCUUUUCAAGGCAUUUUGCUAAAAAAUCUUCAUAACAAAGAUUUCUUGGAUUAAUUACGAUGUAAAAACAAUUAUUAUAUAAACAUCAAUGACAAUUAUUAAUAUAUCAUUCUUCUUAUUGAAGCUGUACAACAGUCAGUGAUGAACUUUCUCGGCUUUGGAGAUUAGCUGUCCUUAGUCCAGGAAUUUCUGUAAAAGGGUAUGAAGAAGUUGUUGAUCAGCUGAGGACUUUGAAUGAAAGAGGUACUAUUAAUAAGUCUGAACUCAACAAGGUAACAAGUCAACUAGCCUAUGACUUACAGAAUAUUAACUUAGGCAUUAGGAUUCUUAAAUAGAAAAUUUCACAUUUUAUUACUCAUUAUUUUGAAAUUUUGAAUUUUGAAUGUGGUAUUUCAAAUUAUGGAUCAUCCAUAAUUUGAAGGUUAGAACUUGAAAUCUGUAAAUUACAGAUUUCAAGUUCUAAACUUCAAAAUUGUGCUGACCACCCCUCUUUGUUUGAAUAAUGGUAAGGUUUUUGUUAUCUGCAGUUUACAGAGGGCACUUUACAACAUUUUUUUCAACUAAAGGUAUCUCGAGUAUAAAAACCCCUACUUCUCUGCUACCGUAGCAUAACCAUUGUCUCAUGUCACAGAAAUCUGGGUCGUCAGCAUUGCAAGACUUAACCAGCAUAAAGCCCUUGCAGUGUUAAAAAUGAUAAUUAAAUUUUUUUUCGUUGCCCUCAGUUUCAUAAUAAAAUAUUAAAAAUAUGAUAUUCAUUUGUACCUUGCAAAUUCCAUAAGGUUUUCAAAUGCACCUUACAAUGAAAUAUUAAAAUUAAAUAUAUAGAAAGAAAAUUACAGUGCAACUACUAUAACCGAGGCCACUUAGACAAGGUCAGCCGAUCGGAUUACAGGAAAAUAACAAUUUGUUCCAAGACAUUUAGUUGUCAGUCAUAAUUACCACAAAAAAAAAAUAAACAACACAGAUCAAAAUCAACCAAUCAGAACUUACAGAGGUGACCUUUUGAACUUGCUGAAGAAAGCAUGUGUUUCCCAAGAGGUCCAUUAGAGUGACUUGCAGACUUGACUUGACUUUACUUGCUGACUUGCAGUUGCAUGUUAUUGCAAAGCGUGGUAAUAAGGGCAAAGAAAUUGCUGGUAGAAAUAGGUCUCCUGGGUAUUGUAUGAAAAGUUGCAAGUAGAAAAACAUUGUCUGUUGAAACAUUUUGCUUUCCUGGAAAACGUUGGCUGUAAAUAUUAAAUCUAGGGCUUUGAGUAACAUAUUGAUUUUUAUGAACUGCUGAUUGGCCAACAAUGAUAACCAUUUCUCUUGGAAUAUAUUUUUAACCAGAUUGGUCAACUUUGUCCAUAUAAGUGGCCCUGGUUACAGUUGCCACACUGUAAUACUAGUAAAUACAGUGUUAAAGUACAAAUUUAACUAUGUAAUAGGAUAAAAACCAGCAUUUAAACUAAUCAUGUAAUACAAAUAAGAAAUAAAAUAUAAAAUAACUAUAAAUAUGAAACAUUUAUAAGCUUAGUUAAAAAGUACUGUUUUUAAUCAAGUUUUGUUGAUGAAGUAAAAUCACUGGUAAUUCUAAUGUCAUAGGGUAAAUAAUUCCAUAGCUUCAAAGCAGCAACCACAAAGGCUCUGUUGCCAAUUAAGUCUUGUCUUGAGACGAUGGUGACAAGAUAAACUUGUUGUUUGUCUUUAUUUCUUUUUAUUAUCACAUAGCCUUCAAAGUAAUUAUAGUCUUCCUCUGCCAAUAAGACAGGAAACAUCAAUCGACUCUUUUAAACGCUCUGUUAAAACAUAUUUAUUUAAAAAGGCUUUUAGUUAGAUUAUUUAUCUAUUUAUUUAUUGUAAUUUUACUGGGUAAUUUUACUGGUUUUUAAUUUAGUUAUUAAUAAUAUUGUAAUGCGCUUUUGAGUAUUUUUAUAGAAAAAGCGCAAUAUAAGUAUUAAAUAUUAUUAUUAUUAUUAUAGUAAGGAUCUUGAAUAUGAGCUCACGUUACUACCCUUGUUGACUUAUUAGGAGGAAACAAGUGAUCUCAAAUAGUAGGAACUUCCAGUGAUACACAGACUACCUAACAUGUUUAUUUACAAAUCCUGUGUGUGGCUUUGUUUUUACUUUCUGUAGCUUUUGUGACUGGUCUGCUGCACCCAUUGCAUGGCCUGGAAGUGGCCAUAAAAUUAUCCUCAAUCGACUGGAAUUUACCUGACUUUCAGCAAGUACUUAAAGGACAGUGGACUAACCUCCCUGUUGUAAGCAGCUGUAUGGCUAUCCAGUUGACAUGCCAAUCAAAGAGUACUUAUGUGUCUAAGUUGAUGGCGCGAAAGCGGUGCAGCAAUGAUGUCGAUGCUGUGACAAGUACAAAGGAUGAUUCAAACAUCACACUUUCAUUUUACAGCCCUCACUGCAUUGCAUUCAGCUCUCGUUGCAGCAUUGAUAUUCACUCAGUAUGUUCCAUGAUCGAAGCUAUAAAUGCUUCUGGCCAUCACCGGCGUGCCAUGUGCCUCACUGUGGCAAUAUCAUAUGCUCUUGUUUCAUUCUACAAGAAGGUUCUCUUUGGACUGUGUGAUGCCUCAUCAAUGCCCAUGUCUGCCAGAUGCUCGCUAGGGACUGCAAAGUACCAAAGUGGGACAAAGGCAGAUAGCAACAAAGAAUCUGAUUGUCCUGCAGAAAUAGGUGUUUCCAGCGACAAGCCAUGCACCAGUUCCAUUUGGCCAGAGGAUACACUUUUGGCGAUUAGUACAUUUGCAUUCCUUUUUGAGUUGUUGUCAGAAAAGCCUGACUUAGUUGAUGCAUCCAUUGCAAAAAUGAGAACCAAGCUAAACCUUGAUAGUUGUUCUUCACGCAACAGUGCACUUGACUGUCCAAAGUCAGCAAUGUCUCUGAAGUUUCAGCUUGGAGUAGUGGGGUUGUUUCUGCAGAGGUUGCCUGCAUCAUCUCUUCACCAUGAGGUAUAAGUGUAGUGGAGUGUGAUAGUCAGUUUCGUUUAGUUAGCAUACCACAAGUAAAAUAAGAGAUGCUCCAAGUCAGAAAUAUUUAACAAUUAUCGAAUGAGGCUGAGUAUGAUGUGAAGAAUUAUGCAAACUAAGAAUGUUAUGGACUAAGGUGGGUAACAGCUACCAAGAUCUGCAUAAUUCUUAACAUCGUGCAAAAUCCAAAUUCAAUACUUAUUUUAUUCUGCAUUCAAAAAUAAACAAGCUUACCUCCUCAUAGAUGUCCUUUUUCGUAUCCUAUGUCUCUGCACGGUUUCAGGAUAUAAACUGAUGUGUUUUUCUUGCAGAUACUCCUCAAAAAGUAGGUGAAAUCCAUCGAGCAAUAUGUUUUGCAUGUUCUCGCAUUUCUUCCGUUCAGUUUUAGCCAGACAUAUCGUCUUCACAUAGCCGUGAACGCCAUUGCUUUUGGUUCACUGUUACCCAUUAGCAGUUUACCUAUUGGGUAGACUACAAUUUAACAAGCAACGUAGAAAUUAAAGUACUUUGCAUUUAGUCUAGUGUUUAUGAGGUAGACGCUGUGGAAAAACUGUUCUGCAUGAGUCUGGGAAAAUUACCUCAGUUGAAGUUGAAAUUUGUUUCUGGCAUGUUUAACUUGUACCUUCAUCAAUUACUUCAAUUAUUGACCGUUUGUUCAGCCUUGGAAUACCUUUUUUCUGCAUUCUGAUUCGUUUACUGGCCAUUUCGUUUGUCGGGUGGGAUGAAAUUAGAUAUCCAAAGAACUUUGAGUAAAGCAAUUAAAACGUAACAUUGGACAAUAACCGGCUUAUUUCUAGUAGGUAUUCUCUGUGUGUUUUAUUUUCAAUGUAGGUGGAACAGUACCAUUGUGAGUGCUGGCUAACCUACCAUCUGAUCUGCUGUAGUCCAGCAGAUGCUGACCUGUCAUUCCUCACACGUCUUGGACAACACGUCUCUCAGGGAGUUGCCACGCCCAGUCCAGCACCUCAGUCAUCGCUAUCACGGGUGAUAUUCCACCAUCUUUUUAAAAGUGCCCCUGCAGUGCUUAGCAAGACUCUAUCAGAACAACAACAUGUAGGUCUCAAAGCAGCGCUUAAUAUCUUGUCUCACGUCAACAAGUUCACAGUUAAAGAUAGCUCUCCCACAUGGAUGCUUUUUGAGUAUGCAAAUUGCAGACUUUGGGCGAAGUUAGCAGAGGUUGUUCUUCGCUCUGUCGCUGACUCUUCAGAGCUUUUGGAUGAAGCAAUGCGUUACGUUCUUCAACCCAACGGAAUGCUUGGUGCCCAGUCGAUGGACAAUGUGUCAGUUGAAACAACGUCGAGGAAAGUACUGUCACGCUUGCAGAACGUUGAGUUGUUAUCUGGAAAAUGCCGUGUGUCACAUUGCCUGGGACGAGUGCUUAGCGACAAACAGGGUAACUCUAUAAGAGUUACGCAGUAUAAGGCACAGCAAGUUCGAGGCACCAUGACAAAAGGAGAGAGUUCCGAGCUGGAAAUUCCAAGGAAGAUACAUGUAAUGAACUCUGAGGUGGAGAAGGCUUUGAAGCUCUGUGCUGUUCAGAUUGUUGCGCACAGUCUGUGGUUGCAGGGGUUCAGUGAUAAAGAUCACAUGUGUCAGGCUGAUUCUGUCAGGUACCUGUUUUGAUUAAUUCUAUACACUGUAGCUACACUGAAAUUCCAAAGUACAAUUUAAGUGAACAUGGUGCCAUUUUCGGAUGGGACAAUCCCCGCCUCCCUCCUGGUUACAGAUGACGAAAAUGGAAAGGUCCUUAGUGGGAAUCUCGUCGAUCAAUUACUUUAUAAAAGAAUUUUCUAAUACUUUAACAUUAAAAGUUGUUGGUUAUGUUAUCGUUUACUGAUUUCCCUUGCAUUUAGUCCUAGGUGGCUAACAGAUCUUGUGGUCAAUACUGGAGUUGAAAGUCUUGAAUGCCUUGUUCAAUGCAAGGGAGAUGUAACUACCAUCCUCAAACAAGGCGACCUACUGGAUCUUUGCGAGAAAGUUCUGAGGGUGAGCCAAUGGGACUGUGAAAGAAACAAAAGGAUUGGGGUUUAAGGGAUGAAUGAGAUGGCGUUUUCCUCUGAAGUUUUGAAGAACGUAAAGUGACUUUUCAAGUGACAUUGUAGCCGUCAUUGCUGUCGUGGAAUUUUUGCUUUUUUCUUUCAGUUCUGCAGCUUGGUGGAUGAAGUGGAUGUGCUCAAGUCGAGCAGAGUCAAAUAAAAUUUCUUUUGUUACCCUUUAAAGCUGCCUAUGCCUCCGACCCCAUUUUCCUUCCAUUGUAUCCAAGUCAUGUUGUACUUAAAUGUGAAAUAAUUUUUUACAUUUAUCAUUUACAGAGGCUUGAGCCAGAGACGCAAGUAAAAGCCAUUGUGCAAAACAUUCUAAUGUCGUUGUUACAAAAGGCCAGCCAUGGUAAAGCAGAAGAAGAUAUGAAGAGCAUCAUAUCUUUUUGCAGGUACAUGUAUGCACGGCAAAUUAGCAUUAUUCAUAGUUCUCUCUAAGUGUCCCCAGCUAAAUGUAAUUGGAGACAAUUUCCAGGUCGAAUUGGCGUUUACAAGUCAGCGCAAGGUUACUAGAAGGAAUUCUAUGUGAAUACUGGAGUUUUGCCUUGCCCAUGACACAAAGUGGUAGCUCAUCUGGCCUCAAAAGACUAUGAUUUACGAUUGGAUUUCGUCUCUUUGCAGUCUGCAAAAACUUGUAAUAACCAAACGUUAUUAAGUGCGGACAAGAUAAAUGCAGGGUGUUUUCGGCUGAUUGAAGGUCAAAACGAUCGUGCUCAGAUUACGAAUGUUAAAAGAUCUAAGCGCGUGAUCAUGGUUUUAUGUAUUCCAUUCAUUCUCAGUCGAAGUCCAAUCAAAUGCUGGCGUAUGCAUGAAAGCAACCUGAACGUAAGGAUUGCGUCUUCUCUAGAUCUGGUCACCCACAGAAAUAGUUUUGUAUCGUAGUUUUUUGGUGUUGCGGACAGUUGCAAUCACCAAAUUACGUAAUACAAAAGACUGAGAAUGACACAAAUACCCACACCCUAAAACAAAAGCGAACCAACAAUAGUUUCUGUAACACCAGAUUCAGUAACUGCUGGGAAUUGUUUACGGCUUGAGAAUGUGUGUAAUCCCAAACACUAUAACCAAGUUCUCACGUGAUGCUAGCUUGAUAUGUAAAUCAUUAAUUUGCUCAAGACAGCAGGCUGCCAAAAGGUUAGUUAAAAGCUUUUUUUCAGGUUUAAAUGAUUAUUGUUUAAAAUAUCAACUGAAAAAAGAAAGUCAUUUAGCACCGCAAGUUUGCUAGACGGUGUAGUGCUUAUUCGGUCGCGGCGCUCAUUCUAUUAUUGCGCCCUUUUAAAAAAUAUGGUGAUUCUUGAACUGCGUUCAGCACUUUAAGGAUCAUUUCUUUACGCAAAUACAUUUUGACAUGCAUUUCUAAUACAUGUGUAGAGGAAGGCGAUGUGACCUGCAACUGGAUUUACUGCCAUGGAUUUGCACAAGACUUCAAACCCUCAACGAAAGUAAGUCGUCUGUGCCGUUUGAAUUGCUCAUGGAUGCCAGCCAUGGUAUGCUGGAACAUUACAAGGAAAGACUGGCGAGAACAGAGAUUGAAAAAAGGAAGAAGAAGUCAGAAGAAAAACUUAGCAAAACUAAUUUGUUCCUUAGACGGCUUCCAGCAGGGACAACUGAUGUUUAUUUACACAAUUUAUGUAGUGGGUCAGUGAACAUUUUCAUUCUCAUUCAUCCCUCGUCAUCCCAGUCACCCCUUGUCAUCCCGCUCAUCCCUAGUCAUCCCAGUCAUCCCUAGUUAUCUCAGUGGGCCCAGUCACUCUUAGUCAUCCAAGUCAUUCCUAGUCAUCCCCAGUCAUCCUUAGUCAUCCUUGACAUCACUAUCAUGCCAGUCAUACCUGGUCAUCCCAGUCAUCACUAUCAUGACACCCAUCCCAGUCAUCCCUAGGCGUUCCAGCCAUCCAUGUCUUGCCAGUCAUCCCAGUCAUUCCUAGUUAUCCAGUCAUACCAGUCAUCGCUAGUCAUCCCUGGUCAUCCCAAUCAUCGCCAGUCGAUUCCAGUGAUCCAAGUCAUUCUUAGUCGUCCUAGUCAUCAUUAAUGUUGGUAAUAAUCUUUCUGAAAAGCUCCCGCCGAGCGAUAUAAAUCCCACUAAGUUUCGUGGAAUCUACGCAGAUGAAGUUCAAGACACGAUCAUGGGACUAAAUCUGAUCAAAUCUUCCAUAGCCCCCCAGAUGUAUUAAACUAGCAUGUCCUUUUAAAAGUGAGGCACUUUUAACAAUUUACAAUCAGUCCUUACAACCGUCCCAGGUAUACUUAAAAUAUCUAAAAAAAACUCCUAUUGACAAGGGGGCGAUGCAACCGACCCGGCGAAUUAUCGUCCGAUUACAACUCUAUCAGUUCUUUCUCAAGUAUUUGAAAAAUUGAUGUUUAAGCAACUUAGUAACUACAUUGAAAAGCACAAUAUUCUGUUUCGAUACCAAUUUGGAUUUCGUAAAGGUCACUCAAAAUCUCAGGCCAUUACCGAACUCACUGACACUCUAAGGAAGGCCAUUGAUAGCAACCUAUACACCUGUGGUGUUUUUCUAGAUUUCUCGAAGGCAUUCGAUGCUGUAAAUCACGAAAUAUUACUUAGUAUUACUUAUUAGAGGUCUUCCUUUAAAAUGGUUCAGUAGCUACUUAACAAACAGGUAAUAGUACAAUGCGCUAGGAGACAGAAUCUCCUAUGCAAACUAUGAGGUGUGGAAUCCCCCAGGGUAGCACAAUUGGGCCAUUACUGUUUCUUAUUUAUAUAAAUGACUUGCCCAACUACUCCGAUGAGUCAAGUUUCAAAAUUUUUGCCAGUGAUACUCGGCGAAUAACCUUAAACCCUUGAAGUUCUUGUGAACUCUGAACUUGAGAAGGUGAAAGAAUGGUGUGAUGUAAAUAUGUCAAUAAAUACAGCAAAAACUAACUUUAUGAUAAUUACGUCCACUAAAUAAAAGGAUACGUCAGUGAGUAUUCAGAUUAGGACAAUGAUGGAACGUACUACUCUCUGGUUCACAAGGACCAUAUUAAAUAUUUAGGGGUAAUGACUGGUGAUAGUAUCUCAUGGAAAUACCAUCUCAUAUAUUUGACACGAAUAUAUCAAAAUUAAGGCACUUUUUAUCUGUUAAGCAACUUAAGCAAAUUUACUAAUUUUAAAAUUUAUCCUUACAUCUCAUACGCAAUUUUGGCGUGGAGUAGCACCUAUAGCUCGCACCUAAAAAAGUGUAGAUUAAGCAAAAUCUUGUGGGUAGAUUAAUAUUCUUUGUAAACACACAUGGUAAAGAUACCGAAAGUGCUCUCCCAUUGCUGAAUUUCCUAGACUUACUCACAGUAUACAGCGUUUAUUCUCUGCAUGCUUUAAAAUUGCCUAUCUCUGGCAUAAAGGUUCACUACCCAACAUAUUUCGCGACACCUUUCUUUAUGCUGGGGAUGUCCAUAACUAAAACACGAGAUAUGCAAUUAAUCAAAACUUCUAUAAACCACGUGUAAGAACGAAUACUGGCAAGCAGAUGAUUUCAAUCGAUCUUUGGAAAAGCAAUAAUAAACAGUACCACAAUACCUUACAGAAUUGAACGAGUAUGCUUUUUCAAACAAAAAUCAAACAUCAUCUACUGACCGAGCAAUAUUUGUUGAAACCUAGCACCACCUAAUUCUGCCUAAACUCACUUCUUUCAAAACUUGUGCGUAUUUUUUUUUUAAAUAAUGAUUUUUUUAGAUUUUGUUUAAUUGUUAUCAAUUGUUUCUUUUCUUUUCUGUCAUUGUGUUCUUAUUUAUUUAUUUAUUUGUUUAAUUUUGCUCUUUAUGGUUCAUCGCCUGUAUUUAUUUUAAACAUAAUUGGUAUUAUGGUGGCCGACUAGAAAACCUAACGGUUCACUUGGCCAUCGUACUCAAACUUUCAUAUUAAUUCUACAGCAACAUUUUCCUGUAAUCUGUAAAGUCUGUAGCCUAGCAUUAGUGAAAAUAUUGAGGAAAACUAACUGAACCUGAACCUGAACCUUGCCAUGACUAUUAUGCCACCCAUCCGAGUGAUGCAUGUCAUGCUAGUCAUCCCAGUCAUACCAGUCAUCCCUGGUCAUCCCAGGCAUUCCUAGUCGAUCCCCGUCAUGCCUAGUCAAUCCCGUUAAUUACAGUCAUCCCUAGUCAUCCCAAGUCAUCCCAGUCAUCCUCAGCCAUCCUGGUCAUCCCUAGGCAUAAAAGUCAUCCAAGGCAUCCCUGGUAAUCCAUAGUCACCCCUGGUCAUCGCGAGUUAUCCCUAGUCAUCCCCGUCAUCUCUAGUUAUCCCAGUCAUCCCUAGUUUUUCUUUUAUCCCUAGUCACCCCAGGUCAUCCCUGGCCAUCCUUAGUGAUCCCUAAUUAUCCAAAGUCAUCUCAGUCAUCCCCAGUGGAUUCCAGUCAUCCCUAGUCGAUCCCAGUCAUCCCGCUCAUUCCUAGUCAUCUCAGUCAUCCUUGGUUUUCCCCAAACAUCCUUAGUCAUCCCGGUAAUCCCUAGUCAUCUCAGGUCGAUCUUAGUCAUUGAAAGUCAUCUUAGUGAUCCCUCGUCGAUCUUAGUCAUGUCUAGUCAUCCGUCGUCAUCCCGGUAAUAGGGAGCUUACGAAUCGACGACUUUCGCACGACGCCGCCGCUGGGUCAACUCAUAGUUCUGCGUUGCCGUCCUGUAGAAAUUUGAAUUUACGAUUCGUAGUAAAGACGACGACUUUGGUGCGCGCGGCAGGCAAAUUUUCCCGCCAUUUGUGAAGUUUGUUUUCUUCUUUUCACAAGUAAGCUUAUUUGUUCAACGAAAAUGUCUAAAUUCAUAAGAGAAACGAGAGCUCGUAUUGAAGACGCUUAUGGAAACAGAUUUAUAAAGGACCGAGUAUUUCACUGUAUUUGUACUUUUAUGCGUUUCGUCAACAAACUCAGAGUUAACUACAGAUUUAGACAAGACAACAAAGGACGAAUGCAAGGCGCGUUUAUAUACAGGGAGGGCAUUUAUAAACUUGUUGAACACGCAGCUGUAGUUACUGUGAUGAGAUAACCACUUGCAAUGGUCUAGUUGUAGCUUUGGUACCAUCUUGCCAAUAUGGUUUCACUCGGUGUUAAUUUAUGUUUGUCUACAGCUAGCUAGGGUGUUGAUUCUUCGGGUCGUUACUCCAAUGGAAACAGGCAAACAAAUCGAAAACAUAUGUAAAAAACAUGUCUCUAAUGUGAUACUUGAAUUAUCUGGAAAAAUCCGCUGAAGUAUGUAGGGAAAACUUUAAAAAUUAGUCUCACGUCCUGCUUUUUCUAGGACGCCGGCGAAUCGCUGUCAACAACGGCGUCGACUUUGGCGCGACGCCGGCAAGUGCCCAGAUCAGCAUGCGCAGUAAGCCUGUCACACAGUCCAACGGCGUCGUCGUGCGAAAGUCGUCAAUUCGUAAGCUCCCUAAUGCCUAGUCAUCCCAGAUCGAUCUUAGUCAUUCAAAGUCAUGUUAGUGAUCCCUUGUCGAUCUUAGUCAUGUUUGGUCAUCCUUAGUCAUCUGGUAAUGCCUAGUCAUCUCUAGUGGCACUAGUCAUCCCAAUCAUCCCUAGUCAUCUCUUGUCAUCCCAGUCAUUCCUGGUCAUCCCGAGAUCCCAGUCAUUCCUGUUUUUCUCGAGUCUUCCAAGUCAUCCCUAGUCAUUCCUAGUCAUCCUAGUCAUCCCAGGUCGAUCUUAGUCAUCCAAAGUCGAUCUUAGUCAUUUCUGGUCAUUCCUAGUCAUCCUGGUCAGCCCUAGUUAUCCCAGGCGUCCUUGGUCUUUCCUAGUUAUCCCGGUGAUCCCUAGUCAUCGCCAGUCAUCCAAGUCAUUCCUAGUUAUCACGGUUAUCCCUCAUCAUCCCAGUCAUCCCAGGUCAUACUUAGUCAUCUCAGUCAUUCCGGUCAUCCCUAGUCAUCCCUAGUCAUCCCGGUCAUUCUCAGUCAUCCCUGGUCAUCCCUAGCCAUCCCAGUCAUCUCUAACAUUUCUAGUCAUCCCGGUCAGCCCUAGUCAUUCCUGGUCAUCCCUUGUCAUCCUUUAGGUCUUCCAUGGUCAUCCCCGGUAGUCCCUCGUCAUCGUUUGUCAUUCCAGUCAUCUCUACUCAUUUUGAUCAUCAUUGGUCAUCCCUAGUUAUCCCAGUCAUCCUUUGUCAUCUUUAGUCAUCCCAGUCAUCCAACUCAUUUCUAUCAUCAUUGGUCAUCCCUAGGCAUCCUAGUCAUGCCUAAUCAUCCCUUGUCAUCCCUAGUUAUACUAGUCAUCCCAAUCAUCCCUAUUCAUCUCUAGUCAUCCCAGUCAUUCCUGGUCAUCCGAGUCUUCCCAGUCAUUCCUAGUCAUCCAACAAUGUGACCAUAGUCAUCCCUACUCAUCCCAGGUAUCUGUUGUCAUAUCAGUCAUCCCUUUUCAUGCUACUCGUCUCUAGUCAUCCCAUUUAUCCCCAGUCAUUUCAUUCAUGCCGUGUCGUCGUAGUCAGGAUGACUGUGAUGACUAGGAUGCCAAGGGUGACUGGGAUGACCCAAUCCUAUGUCAUUCUAGGUUUCCUUGUCAUCCUUGUCAUUCCAUUCAACUUUAGCAUCCGAGUCAUCCUAGUUAUUAGAUUAUUUUAGUAUUGUGACGUCACAAACAUUUAAAUUUCACAAAAAUGCGAUUGACUGAGAUGUUUAGAAAGAACGAGAUUUAAACUGUCCAUUUCUAAAAAUUUGGCUGGUUAGAGCAAAUUGGUGGUGGGAUUUAAGCAACACUUCGCUCUGAUGACUGUCUGUAAAUCUUCUAAAAUUGACCUGGAUCGGAAAAGGUACGUUUUAAGCUAAUUUUUGAAGGAUUUGUCUGGAGUCAUCCAAGCAACCUGGUGCAGUUUUCAUUUUACUUCUGAUUAUCCCACCAAAUUCAGUAGUGAUUUAAAUUUAGUUUUAGUUACGUCAUCAUUACUCUACUCUUAUCCUAAUCAUAAGGGGUAUUUCAAUUAUCCCAGUCUUCCUACUCAUCUCAAUUACCUUAUCAUUCCUGUCAUCUUAGUCAGCCUUGUUAUCCUAGUCAUCCUAGUCAUUUAAAUCUUCCUAGUCAUCCCAGUUAAAACUAGUCUUCUCAAUUAUCAUCAUCAUCUCAUCCAUCCCUGUCAUCCUUGUCAUUCCAGUUGUUCCAGUCAUUUUUGUCAUCCAGGUUGUCUUAGUUAUCCUGUUGAUCCCAGUAAUUCCGUCAUCCAAGUCAUCCUAGUCAACCCGUUCCUCAAAAAGGGGAGGUUUGGCUAAUGUGGAAUAGAGGAGCAACAAAAUAAUCCUUUUUUUGGACACUCUUUCCUCCACAGAUAUGGAAGUAUUGUUUCCACAAAGGCUGUUGUGGAUAAAGAAACAAAUGAAUUUAAAGGUAAUUCAAUGCUUUUCCUUUUUUAACGUCUUGGGCACUUACAUGUAGGUUUACAAUGCAAUAAACGCUGUCCCCGUUUAGUCCAUUUUGGCUUUACAAAUGGGAGGCCGACCUCCAUUAACAAGGCUCACAUCUAAUGCCAGUCCAUUUAAUUAGAGUUGUAAGUAUUUGACUAUGAUCAUCCACACUUCCACACGUCAGCUCGCUCGUAAGGAUCCACUGCGUUUCCACCACUUGUGACGUCAGUACAAAUUGUCACUGACUACUUUUAUAGCCUUUUUAUGUGGGAGGACAAGGUCGGUUUUCUUAUAACCAAAUGCGUGGUAUUCAACCAAAUACUUAUAGAGUGGAAAACUACCCAAACACCGUAUUAAGUCGACCAAUAAACGGGGAUGAAAGAAAAAGAGAGAGAAACAGAAAAGGUUAAUAUCUGACUUUGUGAAAACCGUGAAAUCUUUGAACCCAGCGGUAAUGUUUCACAUUGUUAAGAUAGGUAUCAGUCGUUGUAUCCAAGGUUAAUAAUGGUUUCUUAUUUCUAACAGGCUAUGGGUUUGUGAAUUUUGAGACUGCAGCUGAGGCCCAAAGGGCAGUGAAGGCCUUGAAAAGUAAAGGAAUUCAAGCCCAAAUGGCAAAGGUGUUAGGCCUCUGUAUAUAAGCAAUGUGUCAUCCUCCUUGAAUAUUGAAAAUCUUUUCACUUGCUUGUGAAUUUUUCCCUUGGCCCAAACUAAAUAGGGAGCAUAAUACACUAUAUUUGCCCUCGCCCCGCCUCCGCCAACAAAAGUUGUUGUUUUCAUAUGUUCUUGGGGUCUUGCAGUUCUCCCAGGUAUUAUUUGAAAAUAACAGCUAAUGCAAGAUUUUCGGGGGGAGGGGGCGAACAGUGUGUAUUCAGGGGGAUUUGAAAAUAGAAAUGGCGAAAGGCGAAUUACAAAGAUCACCAUCAUUUUUGAUGGUAUUCAUUGCUUUUAUUGUUUACCGUUCGCCUUUUCAUGUAAACGCAAUGCCUAAUCUUUCUAAUGGAUUCUCUUCAUCAUACUGACUCUUUUGUGCUCUUUCAUCAUUGAAUUCAGAACUUACAGUUGUAUUAUCUUUUCUGUCUUUGAAAGCCCAAGCAUGUCUGUAACCCUUAAAUACCGAUUAUUUUGCUGCCUGCGGUAAAGGCUGUGUAGACCCCUGAUUAGCACGUACAUGUAAAUGCAAUAGCAGCUAUCGCUCGAACAAGAAUAAUUUAGUACAAUACGAUGUUAUCAUUUUUCUAUACAUUUUAUAUCGCUGUUACCUUACAGCAUACAUUUGUUUUCUCCUUAGCAACCAGAGAAAGACCCCACAAAUUUAUAUUUUUGUCGCCUUCCAACGCAUUUUUAUGAAGCAGUAAGUCUGAAUCUUACUUUAUUCUGUGUGUAGUUGUAAUCUUUAAUGGACAAGGUCUCUGUAGAUUACGCAACAAACAUUAUUUUUUCCUACUCCAAUGAUGAUGUUUAAUUACUGAUCGUUUUAUGAGCCUUAAAGUUCGUGUGACCUGAACCCUGUUCUUCUCCAAAGAUUGUCAAAAUUCAGCAUGACAAGCCGUCAUUUUGGAUGUAGAUUACAGCCUCGUCCUCCUGUGCGUGACAUCCUUCUGUCUAAUUUUGCGAAACUUAGUAAAAAGAAAAAGAAAAUGAAGAUUCGUCAGUUGGGACCUAACUACAAACGAAAUUAUCCCUUAUCUACACCAAGGUAAAUUUGGAAAGUUCAUCGAUAGCUUUCUAGAUUGAUCGGGAACUCUUCAGUUCAGUGAACCUUCAAACGAACAAAUUGAUUGGGAAUAUUGUCUAAGUUGAGAGAUAUUGGUGGAUUACUUGUAUUCUCUCUGUUUAUGAGGGUGGUGGGGAGGGAAGCAACCACGCUGACUUUGCAAAACAUUUAUUAUGAAUGUAGCAGUUUAUAGGUUUGUCAGCACCUUAGCGUGUUUAAAGGUUUCCAAUCUGGCCAAUCCUUUCUAUCAGAAAGUGUUAACCAUUCUAGAAAAAAUAAUGAAUUGUUACUGUUUUUGUUCUUAUAAGGAAUUAGAAUCCUUGCUAAAGGGAUAUGGUAAAGUAAUAACGACCAGAGUAUGAUUGAUUGUGAUUGAAAAGUGAAUCGCUGAUGUUCGCUCUUGGUUUAUUGGAAAUCGUUUAGAUAGAUAGAUAGAUAACUUUAUUUAAACACGGUUAAAAUUCCUUCAGCAUGUACAAAAAAUCUAAGAUCUAUUAUACCUAACUACACUAACUCUGAUUAAAAAUAUAUUCAUUAAAUUUUAACUACCUAGCUAUUUACAAAUAAAAGCUGCUUUUCAAGGAUGCCGUGUAAAACUGUAUUAAUGUAUGAUCUCAUUCAAAACUGUUGCGACACAGUUUCCGUUUAAAAUCAUGUAAAGAAUCUGCAGAUCUUAAAUCAUGGGAUAGGCUGUUCCACAGCUUAGCUCCGCUAUAGGAGAAACUUUUCUUUAAAUAAUUGGUACGGUGCAGUGGAAGGACUAAUUUAUUUUCAGUAUUCCUCAAUCGAUAAGAAGUUAUUCGUCACGAGAUACAAAUUUAGAUGUUAUAUAGUCGGCAGUCAUCCCAUGUACGGUUUUAUACAUCAUAAUAGCCGUCGAUACUUGUCUUUGUUGUUUAAGCUUACGCCAACCCAGUGCCAGGAACAAAUCGUCCACAUUACAAUCAGAAUUAGCGGACAUUAGAAUACGGGCUGCACGAUUUUGGAACCUCUGCAGCUUAUCGGAAAGACCAAUGCCGCAGUUACUCCAUACGACAUUACAGUAAUCAAAAUGCGGUUGAAUUAAACUGUCGUAAACAUUAAUUAAUACAUUAAAAGGAAUAAGAUGUCGUAUUCUUUUAAUUGCACCCAAAGCAGAAGCAAUCUUUUUACAAAUACUCUGUAUGUGGCAUUCCCAGCUUAAGUUUUGGUCAAUAUGCACUCCAAGAGAUUUUGCCGUUGACACUUGCAUCACGGGAUGGUCGUUUAUCAUAAAAGAAGGAGUUUCAGAAAGCUUUGAUAGCUUCUGCCUCGACCCAACUAACAUAAACUCAGUUUUAGUCAAGUUAAGGGUCAGUUUGUUAGCCGAUAGCCAUAUAUACACCUUGUUUGAAUCGUCGUUAACGCAAUCAUAAGCUCCUAUAGUUUCUGUUAGGUCUCCUCGCCACUUCUUUUUUUUUUCUUCUUCUUCUUUUCCUAUAUUUUUUGUAAUUAGUGUGGCAAAUAAAAUAAAAUAAAAAAUAAAAAAAUCAUUUAUGAGUUUUAAAUCUGCGCUGGCAUAGGUUAGGCUGGUGUCAUCGGCAUACAUUCUAGGUUGUGAAAAAUGCAAGCAAUUAGGUAGGUCAUUAAUAUACAGUAAAAACAAUAAAGGUGCAAGAAUUGUUCCCUGGGGAACACCACAUGUAACUAAUUUUGGGUUUGACAUUGAGCAAUUAAUUUGGCAAGUUUGGGUACGAUUUUUUAAAUACGAAGUAAACCAUUCGUGACAGGAACCGCGUAAUCCAUAAUAUUGUAAUUUCGUUAAUAAGAUAUGAUGAUCAACUGUGUCGAAAGCCUUUUUUAAGUCUAAGAAGACAACGGCAUUGACAAGGCCACGAUCAACGUUCACUGCCCAGCUAUCGAUAGCUUCGAGUAAUGCGGUUACCGUAGAAUGUAGAGAACGAAAACCAGAUUGGUAACGGGAUAGAAUACGAUUCUCAGUAAGAUAGUGAUACAACUGGUCGUAGACUACCCGUUCAAAUACUUUGGCCACGACUGGGAUCACCGAUAUUGGUCGAUAAUUGGUGGGAUCAUUUCGUUUACCAGAAUUUUUAUACAAUGGAGUAACCCUAGCCGACUUCCACUCAUCGGGAAAAAUUCCUGUCAACAGUGAUUGAUUAAAUAUUAAAGUAAGAGACUCGGCAAUUAGAUCAGGGCACUCCCUUAAUAAUUUAGCUGAUAUACUAUCUAAUCCAGUGGCCUUUGAUUUACAAAGUUUUGAAAGGAGAGAAUAAAUAUGAGCAAAUGUUAUUUCCUUGAAGACAAACUCCUCAGAAGUUCCACAAAGAAACUCUUUGUAGGUGGUAUCAACAUUGGAAACAUUUCGACUAAGCCUUGGUCCAAUCUCAAUGAAGAAAGUGUUCAACAAUUCAGCAACUUCUGCUUGAUUGCUCGAUUUUAGUCCCUGAUAUUGUAUUUCAUUUAUUAUUGUUUUAUUAGAUUUGCGGGAAGUCAAUUCAUUGAUGGUCUUCCAGGUCUUACGUUGAUCACUGGCAUAAUUAUUAAAAGAAUUAUUAUAAUAGGCCUUUUUAGCAGCCUUGAUUUCCUGAUUUACUUUAUUUUUGACCUUCCGGAAUCGAUUCCAAGAAGACGCAUCAUUAAUUUUAACAGCUUUUUUCUUUAGCCGGUUUCUGAAAUUCAUUCGUUUUUUCAAAUUUGUGGUAAUCCAAGGAGACUUGGUGGGACGGGUGUGUUUAGUUUUCACAGGGGGGUGCUUAUCACAAACACUUAGGAAUAAUUCUUUCCAUUUUUUCCACAUGUCAUUGGGGUCGUACAAUUCUUUGAUAUCGUCCCACGGUUGCGUCGAAACAUCAUUACGGAAAUUGAUCAAUAGCGCGAAAACUGACUCUCUAAUUAUUGGCACCCGUCAAUAACUUGAAAAAACAUCUAUAGAAUCUAUUAUCAUUGGUGACACCGUCAUUAAACCUUUAGAAAGCGUCCGGAACCUUGGGUCCUGGUUCGAUGCUCAUAUGCGAAUGAAUGUUAACAAAGGCAAGAUUUGUAGCAAGGCUUUUCGCGGAGCAUACAAAAUAAGACAGAUCAGAAAAUUCCUUACCGUGCAAUCCACAAAGACACUGAUCCAUGCCUUUGUAUCUUCGCACCUUGAUUACUGUAACGCAGUUCUAUUUGGUCUACCUAAAUAUGAACUUGAUCGUUUACAGAAAGUUCAGAAGGCCGCGGCUAGAGUGACUUUUCAGAUUGCGAAAUUUGAUCAUAUCACACCCGCUCUUAUCGACGUACAUUGGCGUCCAGUAAUGUUUAGUUUAAAUUGCUCCUUUUUGUUUACAAGUCACUACACAACCAAAGUCCCUCCUACAUUAAAGAUCUUUUAUGCCUGGAACCAGCUGCUAAUUAUGCUCUUCGUUCGUCUGCACAAUCUCUUCUGUCCAUUCCAAAAGUCAACUGCUCUAUACUUGGGGACCGGGCCUUUGCUCAUGCUGCACCUGUUUUAUGGAACUCGCUGCCAUUAGCUGUAAGAACAAGUAGCAGCCUCGCAAUUUUUAAAAAGCAACUUAAAACAUUUCUUUUUAAGAAAGCUUUUAAUUUGUUGGAAUACUUCUAAUGUUUAAUUUUAAUUUAGUUUGGAAUUUUCGAAUUUCAUUUUAGAUUUUACCAUUGCAUAACAUAUUAUUGUUAUUAUUAUUAUAGCUUUCAGGGAUUUUCAAAUUUCAGUUUUAUGUAUUAUUUGUUCAUUAAUUUUUACUUAAUAUAAAGCGCUUUUGAAUAUUCUUCUAUAGUUUUAGCGCUAUACAAAUUCAUUAUCAUUAUCAUUAUUAGUCUUCAAAAACUCGUAAUUAAAGCUGAACCUCUCGUUAGCGACCAAAAGGGCAACAUGCCAAUAUUUAGUGUUCACUUAGAGGAGGUGGACGCCUGAAAAAAAAAACCAGGGUAUCUCGUUCAGAGACUUUUCAGAUACUUCUUAACUUAUUCGGAGAUAGAGCGGUUUUCACUUGACUGUCGAAAGGGAUUGGUUUUGGUUUUGGUUUUGGUUUUACUACGCCCUUUGGUUGGCUAGUGUAUUUACUUUGGUUUUGGUUUUACGACAGUCAAGUGAAAACCGCUCUAAUAGGCCCUAAUCAUUCAGGUGGAACAAAACCCCUAUGCUGGAGAGCAAGAGAUGCACUGAGAUGAGGCUAAAACUCCUUAAUAUGUUGCCUUAUCCCAGAGACGCCCUUGUGCAGGAAAAAGGAAAAUAGGUUUAAUAAGCAAAACAACAAGUUUGCACACGCAUCACGCUUUUUUGUACAUUUCUUUGCCGUUACUGCACGACUACGAAGUGAAAAUGCCUAAUUUCACUUCUUUAUGGAGGACGUAAGCAAGCGACGACGAAAUUUUCUUUCUCUUUCCAAACUUAAGUGCGGUCCCCAAGAAAUCAACUCCAGGGAAACGUGCCUAAUUUAGACAUUUUCAGUGAAUUGGAUUAAACGCGACAAAGUUUGAAAAAAGGCAAAUUCAUUUUAUAAAAGUGACGUUUCGCUCCCGUCGCCGUCGUCGACGCUAAAACUCCCUAUUUUGUUUUUUUUCUUGUCCAAGGGAGGGCCUCUUGCUCUCCAGCAUGGCAGCUUUGCACCUCACGAAUGACUAGCUGCAAAGGGUGUAUUUAUCGAGUUCAAUUUCUAUAAUAAUAAUAAUAAUAAUAAUAAUAAUAAUUUAUUACUUAUUCGGCGCAAAUAUCUAUAUGAAUAUAUUCAAAUGCGCCUUACAAGUUACAUUAAAAUAAUAAUAAAAUAAUAAAUCUAAUAUAGUAAAACUAUCCAGUCCAUAUCUAAUAGAUAAACUAAAAAUUACACAGAGUCAAAAAUGUAAAAUUCUAAAAAAAAAUAACAAGUAUACGCUAUACCUGCAGUACCAUGUUUUUCUUAAAAACCUCCUACGGGAGGCUUCAAAAACGUAGCUAGUUAUAAAACCGUCACCCCAAAAAGUGCGCGCUGUUACUUUUGAGAGACCCGCCUUGAUUACCUUAGCUAACUGCGCGUCAUUCAGACUUAUCUGUUGUAUGUCUCUACGAGCUGUUUUUUUGGACUUGACCGUGCACAACGCCUAAUAGCAGUCCUAUCGUUUUGAACUUGCUAACGCAUAGAAACUUCUCAUUAAUUUAUUCAGUCACAAUUUGUGAUCAAAAUCAAAAGAUUGUGCAUGGAGUGGGACCUCCCACCUAGACUGCUUGCAGUCCGCCUUUUCUCUUAAAAUUCGUCUAGUUCUUAUCUCAUCCAGCGCGAUUGCAAACCACGACGUUAUUAUUACAAUAAGGGAUUGAGACCAGACGAGAAAAGACGGACUGCUGACUCUUUUUUUAGUAGACAAACCCUCCGUCAGCCCAGAAACGGAGUAACCGAUUGGUCAAUUGUACAGCUGUUGACAGAUAAUUGACUGGUCUGUGGUAAGAUUGCAAGCAAUAAAAAUAGUCACGCGUCACAACCAACUGCAAACAAUAGCGAACCAAGCAGUAAUCUCAGUAAUAAAACUUUCAAGGAUAUCUUACACAAGGAAACUGCUCUAAAUUUCCUCAAAGGAAACGAAUUCAAGGCAGUCUUACCGGAUUUAAAGAAACUGUUCAGUUGUUUAUGUUCUAUUUUAUAAAUCUUUUCAAGUUACUCGGGUUGACCGGGUUUAAUUGAUUAAUUAAAUUACCUUGACAGCUUCGUUGUCCCCAGACAAAAGAAACGAGUCAGCAGUCUCUUAUUUUUUCUUCUCAGGCUUACGCCCUCGUUUCUAGCGGCUCGUAACCUGAGAUCAGGCCCAAUUUGAGCGGUUCUCAUACAUUCUCUCUAACGGCUACCGCUAAAAUUGGGCCUGAUCCAAACUCAUUCACGUUUGUGCUCGUUACGGCCAGAUUUUGGCCGUAGCGCUGAUUGCCUGUUAGAACAAUGCCACAAGAUCUGAUUGGCUGUCGGAAACGCCGGAAGUUGAAAGCGCUUAUUCCUGGCGUGGUUGUUUUCGCGAAUGAUCCGUCGUCGGCGGAAAGAAGGAUCGAUUUUGCUGUCUUUUUUAUUGUUUUGUGGUCUUAUGGUAGUGCCAUGGAAAUUCAUAAAAUUCAUAUGGUUGUUGAUAUAUUCUCAGGAUUUGCUUUAUUUACGGAAAGUGAGUGUAUCGCGGAGUUGAAUCCCUCUGCAAGUUGUUUACCGCUAACAAGGUGCUUUUUGAUUUACCAACAAACGGGUGCAAAUCACAAUGCUGUCCAUCUUAAAACUGGUUUCAGUUGAAAGUUUAGCCGGGAAUGACUUCUCUGAACGUGGUACGCAAGCGGAGGCUCACUGCGAAAGAAACCUCAAUCGCCAACUGUGAAGUAUUAGACGAAAAACAUCGCAUCGCUGUUCAAGGAGUGUUAACAGACUGGUUGUUUGCCUUCGCUGUUUGUAAAAAAUAAACCAGGAAAACUGCUGUCCUCGCUCGUUGGCUGUUUACUUUUGUUUUUAAAGAUUUAUGUACUGAAAAUCGGGGGAAAAUGCCGAGGAAAAUAUAAAGGCAAAAGAAAAAUAGAAAUUUCAGUAUUUUAAAUUCGAGCGCGCCUAGCCAAGAAUAAUAAAACUAGUAGAACAUCGUGUCGCCGUCUUUUCGAAAACUUUUUACCUUCUACGCUAACAGAAAUAACCUUCGAGAUCUCCCUUAAUCUCGCAAGAAGUUAAAUGUGAUUGUGCUGACUGUUUUAUUUUUAGCGGAAAAAAUUAACAGAUUAAAGCUAUUUUUUAAGUCAUCCAGUCUGCAUUUUUCCCACGCGUGAAAAAUUUGCAUCCUGGAAAAACAAGCAACGGAAGUAAUUUUGGUUGGAUGAUUCGGCAAAUGUCAAUCAAAAAAAGUGGGCGGCAGACGUUUCGUAGAAGGUUUGUAUCAGGCUCUCAUUUCGUUUCGCCACGCCCGCCGGACUGUUAUUUACAAAGCGAAACGAAAAUAGAGUCUGAUCUCAGGUUACGCGGCUCGCGGCUUUGUCGCUCGCGUGCUUAGGUUUCGCGUGCAGUAACUUAAAUUGCAAAGAAAAAUAAGAGACUGCUCGCAGUCUAGCUCCCACCAUAAACCGUAGCACCGUUGAUUUCAUCUCUGACACUUGCCGGUUUUUACAACAAGUCUCCUCUUGUAAGCCUAAACGAUGCUUUCUUUCCAGUGGUGCUGGAAUGAUGUCUUACAGUUAUAAUCUAUUUGUAGAAUGUAUUUAACUCCAGUUGCUAAUUUUCGCUACCUUUUUUUUUCCAAGACAUUUAUUACUCUUUUACUUUUCGCUACCUGAUCAUUUUUCUCAUUAGAAUGGAAAAUAAACAGAUUUGUAAGAAGGUAAUUAAAGACUUGCAUGGAAAAAAGAUUCAAGGUAAGAAAGGUACCGCGUCAACUGUAGCAGUAUUCAUUUAGCGAUUAUUGAAUGAGACUUAGAAUAAUCUGAACCUCCGAGAUCCGCAUAAUACUUGAGAUCAGUCCGUCCGUCCGUCUGGUCGUUUUAUCCAGUUCAUCUGUCCAUGCGUCCGCUCCAUGUGUCCGCGUGUCUGUCCUUUUGUCCUUUUAAUCCAUGACUUUGGUGCAUCUGUCCGUCCAUCCAAUCCGUUUGAUCCGUCCUUCCGGUCUGUUUGGUCUGUCUGUCCCUCCAGUUCGUCUGUCCUUCCGUCCGUUCAUCCAGUCUGUUUGGCCGUCCACACGGUCCUUCUUUCCAGUUCAUCAGUCCGUUCGUCAGGUUGUCCGUCCGUCCGGUCCGUUCAUCCAGUUCGUCCGUUUGUCGGUCCAUCCAGUUUGUCCGUCUGUCCUUGUUUUCCGUCCGUAGAUACAUGUAUAUCCAGUCCGGUUGGUCAGUUUGGUCCGUCCCGUUUGUGUGAUUUGUCCGUCUGUUUGUCUGUCCAUCCGUUCGUCCAAGCAUAGGUGAUAUUUAUUUUAACAAAAUGAAGAAAUGAAUUUGGCACUCAUACUGAUGAGUUAUUUACUAAGUAUUAUUUUGUUCGGUUGACGUGGAAUGAAAAACUAACAGAAAUUUUUGCUUACUUUUUGCAGGAAGUGUCGAAUCACUUGUUGUAAAUUUUGCUGAUCUGCGACAGCAAAGCUAUGGUACGAUAAACAUUACUGCGAUUAACAAUACUUUGUAUACUAAACCUGCGGCUUCUGCUCUUUUAUUAAUCUUUAGUUAAAAUUUAAAUACAGUGGUACUAGAGCAAUAUUUUCUAUGAAUUGGACCCAAUAUUUGUAUCGGGCAUAGACGAAAAGUCCUGAAGGUUUCUCCCAUAUUUUCUGUAGAAUGAACCUGUAUAAAAUAAAGGUUAGCGGGGAUCCCAUCCAUGGAUGGCCACUUGAUACAGGUUGUAUGCAAUUAAAAAAGUUUUACGCCUGUAGAAUUGAUUGUAGCCUGUUGUAAGUAGUAGUUUUCUUUUGACUUUGUCUGUAAGUUUAUUGCCAGUAUCUUGAUGCCAUGGAUGAUGUGGUCAAAAAAGGAUCGGAUGCAAAAGUUUGUAAUCACACUGAAUACCAGGCACAACAUUACUUAACAGCCAACCAACCAUCUUUUCCUAACUGGAUGGUGUUUUUUUCUUAACAGAUAGCUCUUGGCCAAUUAAUAGGCGACAGGAGGUGAGUAAGAGUUUUUUAAAACGUAAGUCGCUUACCAUUGUGAUUAGUCAGAAAUGACCGACCAGGCCAGUCCAGUCAUAAAACGAUAUCCACUUUUAAUCAAGUCUUUCCAGCUUGCUCAGCCUGUUCCUAAAUACUACACACGGCAGCGAUAAACUUUUAAAGAAAACUCUCGAAAACAACUGGUACAGCCAGUUAUUGCUGAUUUUUAUAGACUUAGGUUUAGAUCCCCUCUUUCUAAACAAAAGAAGACUGAAUUUUGAUUCAUUCAUUUGGGCAACGACAACUGCAAUUGUUUUCAUCUUCUUUAAUAAUACUUGCUUCCCAUUUAUUUAACGUUACAUUUCUAGCACAUUGGCUAAUUGCAUUUUCCGUUAUAGGGACGACCAUUUUACGGUGAAGACUCCGACGAUGAAGAAACCGGCGACAGAAAUCCGUUCAGGACUGCUGAAGCACACCCAUUUCUUGAAACCGCAUUUAAUCUGGGUAUGAUGGGUUUAGAGAAACUCGGAGAGAAGCUGGACGAUCCAAGCCGCGACAGGGCCCAGUAUCAUCUCGCUUAUACCCAUGUCUCCCCAGUCAAGAAGCAUUUGAGUGAACUUUGCAGGUUUGUAGACUUUUAGCCAGAUAUAUCUCCAUUGUACUCGAGUGUUCAUUCCGCCUCCCCCCUCUUAAAAACAAAGAGUACCGUGAAAAAUUACUGCUAUUUGGUUUUAUUCAAAUGUUAACACAAUGUUAUUUCUCCUACAUACUUAAACGUUAAAGCUAAGUUACAUAUCUCCGCUGUAAGUAGAUACUCUUUCCAUUAAUAAGACUCUUUCUCUCAAGGCAGUGUGUUUUUUUCUCUUGAUAUUUAAUAUUGUAGCAUGAAAUCACUGCUACGUCUAACAAAUCAGCCCAAAGCAAGACACAGCAACCUUUCAACCUUGAGAGAAACAGCAAACAUAAGGAAAAUCGUUUUGAAACUCUUGCGCUAGAAGCUGUCCGCGAAGUCUUUUUUAUUAUUCACGAUCAACAGUGGAGAGAUUACGCCAUUUUUUGGUGUGUGUUGAAGUAUUUUGAGAUAGAGGCAUGGUUUUGCCUAACUUUGGGUCGAGAACUAUUUUCCACAAAUGCAGCAAUAUUUAAUUUGGAGCGGCAGUUUUCCUGGAAUUCUAAAUUUUUUUAAGUAGCAAGAAUUAUGGAGAUUUACUCGUUAAUACAUGUAACGGCCUUUUAACACCAAACAAAAGUCAUUAAGUCUCAAAGUUACAGAGAGAUUUGGUUUGAUUUUGAAUUAGUGAUUAAUCCUGGUGAUGCUGCGCCUUUAAUAAAACGGCUCUACAGAUCGUUUAUUUAGCAUAACAACAGAACCCUCCUCCGUCUUCCAGCUGCUGUAUUUCUUAACGUAUCAUUCGCUUUCCAAGGUAACCUUAAAUUAUGUCUUUUUUCAAGACUUGUAUGUUAUCUGGUGAAAAAGAAGUGGUUGACGGGAGCACUAAUUGUGGCGCCUGGGAACAGAUCUUCAAAAACGGAGGACAGACCCUUAGGGAGUAUUACUGUCAAUCCAUGCAGCUGCCAGUUGGAAGAUGGUAAGUUGUGUUACCAAUUUUCCCCCUUUUACGCGGCAAAUCAUCCAACGCUUGUUUAACUGAAUUAGCUUAUCCCAAAACGAAGCGGAAUGUCGAGUAGAAAUCAAAAGAAAAAUGUGUCCUUGUUGUCAGUCGAGUAAUGCAAUACAGUCGCUAAACGUCUUUUGACACCCCAUUGAUACUCGUUAAUAUUUAACUAUUUUACCUUAAAGAUAGGCACUGAGUUAUCUUUGGACCAUUUAUGAGAGCCUUGCUCUAGGAAAUCACCUUUCUUCACCUUGCAUUAGGUUUUUCCUUUUUAUAGCCUAUUUCCCUUAGGCCCGGUUCAGAGGACUUACAUCUCAAGAGCCGAAUCGAAUUCAAAUUUAGGGCGGCCGAGUUGAUUCAGAUGCCGAUCUUUAUUCUAUGCAGCCGAACUUAAUUCAAAAGGAGAAAUGUCAAAAUGCAUUAUAAAUAGGCAUCAUUAAAAUUUAUGCGUUUAGUUCAACUCAUGUGAAGUUCGCCUCCUUAAAUCAACGCUGGUGCACAGCCAUUACUCCCGGCUGAGCUAGGCGCGAAGAACGGGAGAGCCAAUCUAAAAUCCGUUAGCCAUUUCGAAUUUAUUCAGACGUCGUAUUCACAUGAACUUUUUUCAUUGAAUUCUCUUCGGCUCAUGUGAAGUACGGCGUUUGAAUCGGGCCUUACUCACCUUGUUUUCAGAUCAUUCAAAGAGUGCAUCUAAGGAUUCUUGUGACAAAUGCUUCCUUCAAGAGUUUGUUACGUCCUUGAUCAAUAAUGUCGACAAUCCAUUGCGGUUAUUCGAGGUGCUUCAAGAGGUACUUAAAAAAAAAUUCCUUUCAACAUUUCUUAGCAGUUUUGCAAAUUGGUGUACAGUCAACUCUCUUGACGGAUACCUCCCCAAAAGCACUGGUGACCUAGAAUUAGUCCCUGCUGUUCUACAGUCUUUUUAGGUUACACAUCUCCCUAAGACUGGUGUCUGUCUUAAAAAGAGUUGAAUGAAGAGAGUUUAUACAAGACAUUAUGCGCAGAGGGGGCCUCGAAAAAAAGGGUUGGGAUGGGAAUAGAGGUUUUUUGGUGAUCCGAACGAUAAACAGGCAGCUAGUGAACUAUCGAUAUGGGCCUCUACUACUUGGAAACGAGGAAGGACGGAAGUUGUGAAUACUACUGUCACAGGAAGCAAGAAGCACAAAACCAUUUGUUUCAGUUAAUCAUGUGAUCAAAAGGCUUUAACUGUGUGCGGGAAGCCCUAAUAGUAGCAAAACAAUAGCGUAUAAAAGAACUAGCAGAACUACUGUUUUGUUUAUAUGUUUAUGCAGUCACCCGCACAUCAAAACAUUAAACCCUUUGAAAAAGAGUUUUCAAUUAAAUUGUAAAUUAUUAUGACAUGAAAGCCUAACGAAAUUUGGAGCUUAUAUAAAUAAGCUUCCUUAAACUAGAUUACUAAUUACCUAGCUAAGUACAGAGUCUACAGAAACAUAAUGAAUUGUCAGAUCGACUACCAAGGAGAUAAUGGUGAAGAUUAAAAAAAAAUGUGGAAGGAGAUCUAGUUAAUGGAACAGGCAACGAAUUCGAUAUGUUUGGUUCUCUAGCGAGUUUUUCUUAUAAGCCACUUUGACAGGUUUUCCAGUUAUUUUUAGGUCCAUCAAUGUCUUGGUUAUUUAGAAAAGUAUUCAUUGGGUGAUUGAUGUUGGCCAACUCGCCUGCGACUUAAAGUGACUUAGCUGUAACGUAAUCAUGCAAGUCAAACUAUGGAAAUGUGGUGGUGGAGGGAAAACAAUAGAAAUGUGGUGGUGGUGGGAAAACAAUAGAAAUGUGGUGGUGGAGGGAAAACAAUAGAAAUGUGGUGGCGGUGACAGCGUAGAUUAUCCAUAGUGUGUCGUUGGUGGUGGGAAAACAAUAGAAAUGGGGUGGUGGAGGGAAAACAAUAGAAAUGGUGAUUUUAAGUCCCAGGUGAGAGAGCGUUAAUUCUUUCGACAAUAUGAACCAAGCAAUGGAUACUUUUCUUAAGUUAAGCUUUAGUCAACCAAUCAAAAACCAAGACAUUCAGUGACCUAAAAAUAACUAGAAAACCUGUCAAACCGGCUAAGACCCUCAAAAUCGCAUAUGACCUUAUCAGUUCCUCUGCAUUUUAUUCAUGAGCGUUAAGGCCUGUUUACAUGGAGGUGGGGGACCCCAGGUAGGUGAGGUAACCCGCUAAGGUGGGGUAACCCGCCUGUCCAUGUAAUCACUCAUUUUAAUUUGAUCACGUUUACAUGAUAGGUGGGGUGACCCGCCCAGGCGGGUAGCCCGGUCUGCCAGACCGGAUAACCCUCUCAGCCGGGGUCAAAUUUUGCCAUGUAAACGUUUCAAGGUGGGGUAACCCGCCUAGCCGGGGUCGGAUUCGCGAUACUGAAUUCGUGCAAAAUUCACUUUGGCGGUAGCUUUGCAUCAUUAUUAAAGGUAACAAUAGAAAGCCACAGCACUUGAGGUUGCAGCAAGAACAGCAAGCGAGUUUAGAACAGCAUCAAUCACCAAAAAACAUGGUUUGCCAGCAUUUUUCCUGUUUACGUGCUUAGCGACCAUUCAGUAAUCUUGAGAAAGUGCACCCCGGGAUGGCGGGGUUGUAAGAUUGCAUGUAAAGGAGGGUUAUUUUUUUACCUUACCUAAGUGGGUUACCUCACCUAUCUGGGGUCCCCCACCUUCAUGUAAACAGGCCCUAAGAUAAAAGGUUUUGAUGUCGUCGCAUUUCACGGCAAAUUAAUGACAUUCCGCCACAAGUUAAUUCGGUGCGCCCUAUACUACUGGCGAGAUUACGUUUUCAUGGUCAUGUUGUGUACGUACGUAAAUUUUACGCGCGUAAAUAAAAUGGAAGCAAUGUAUGGAAUAUCACGCGUAAACGUAAAAGUUGAGCGAGAUACAACUUUUGCGUGUACGCGCGACCUUCCACACAACACCUCUAAUUUAUUUACGCGCCUAAAAUUUACGCGACAGUGGAAAUCUACCCUUUUGGUUCAUUUCCUGUGUCGCGUAAUUUUUACGUGCGUAGGCAGGGCGGAUAAAUGUUGGGCGGUGAAACGAGCGCUCCGCUCCUCAUUUAAUGUGUGAUGCGGAGUAGCACUGGCACGAGCGCUCUUUCCGCGCUUCCGGUGCGCUUGAAGGCCGGCGAAAUUUCCCUUUUUGCAAACCAGAAAUCCUAUUUUCUUUCUGUAAUUUCAGGCUACAAUGUUAAAUAGAUAAAUUCGUUUCAUAACAAUAUCAAUAAAACAGUUUCAUAUGUUUGUGUCUGUAUGCCUAUAAGUCAAACGUGUUGGUCGUAUAAUGCCAAAAUUUGAGGUAAUAUAUCAAACAUGAGACGCAGUGUUGUAUAGUGGCGUUGUACUGCUUCAAACUUUGCUUCUCGGGUGCAAAGCGCCAUGGCGAUUCGCGCAAUGCGUCACAAAUCCGGCAACCGCAUGUAAACAAAAUUUAUUGAGGUUAGUUGUAAGGUUUUUUCUCCGUUUUUCUCUCUAAAACAAAACAAGGUAAACAGUAAUGACUGAGGGGAAACUAAUUUUGAAGUUUCGAAGAAACAGAAAGACGUUUGAGAUAUUUUUUUUCAAAAUUAAAAAGAAGGAUGAUGGUGAUCAGAAAUUAGCAUAAUUUCACCUUGCACGAGCUGCACGCAUUUACACGUCAUCUAGUUAUGAAACACGAUCUGCUGCCUUUUAGUUUUGCCAUGGAUGACUUGUAUGAGAUUUUCCUUCGUGUUUUAGACAGUACUUAGUUGUUUUUGUUUUGGAAUAACAUCGACAUUGGCGAGUAGUAAAACGAAAAUAUAAUUCAGUGGUAGAGUCAUGGAAGUAAUAAGAGAAACCCUUUGAAAGAGAUGUUUGUCUAUUCCAAUUAAACCUCCCGCAAAAAAUAGCAACAUUUGCCUCUCGGAGACAGCGUACCAGCACAAAGAAACGAGAAAGAAGUGCAAGAAAACAAAUCAAGCCUCCAUAAUUCAGUGACGGCGGCAGUUUCUAAUGGACAAACCACAUCGCAAGCCCUGACCGAAGUCGAAAACAAGCGACAUUUCUAAGCAGAGUCCCAGUCUACUCUAUCACACCUUUUUGCUCGGAUGCGCUCGUUUCACCGCCCAACCUUUAUCCGCCCUGUGCGCACGUGCGUAAAAUUUACGUUCGCAAAUGAAAUAGAGGUAAUUAUAAUGUAUAAAAGGUCGCUCGUAAGCGUAAAAGUAGAACCUCGCUUAACUUCACGUUUGAUCUCAACACUUUAUAUGUUGCCACUAUUUUAUUUACGUGAUUAUAAUUUACGUGCGUCAACGUGCGUAACCAAAAACGCGUCAGUGGAAAUCAACCUUUAGGGUGGAUUUCAACUGUCGCGUAAUUUGUACAUGCGUACGGGCGUAAAGUUUACGCACAUAAAUAAAUUAGAGCCAAUGUAUGAAAGGUGACCGUAAACGUAAAAGUUGAACUUUGAACGCUCAACUUUUACGUUUACGCGCGACACUUCAUACAUUUUCUAUAUUUCAUGUACGCACGUAAAAUUUACUCGGUAGUAAAAAUCCACCUUAAGAGAGGAGUACGCCUUGUACAGAGACAAAGAAAACGACCGAAGAACGGCAAUGAUAAGCUCUAGGCUGUCUAUGUCUCAUGGAAGCGCCCAGUUAUAGAUCAAGAUGGUUAUCCUCAGUCUCUUGAGCUACUCUAAAAUUGCCUUUAACCCAUUCGCUCUUGGAGAUUUUGCCGAAAAACGCGUUUUGAAGCUAGUCGAGUGGUUUUCUGGUCACUGUCGUGCUAUAAAGAGCUAAAACUUACCACAAACUGGUUUACAGGUCGAACACUUCGCGGCCUUCUGAUCCAGAUGCAAAAUAUCAGCUUGAGAAGUUCGGGCAUGUGCAGAAAGCAAAAUUUGGGUUUAAAAGUGACACAGCAGUCUUGACUUUUACUUUUCGCUUUCUCUCCUCCCUUCUUUUUUUGCUGGGCAUUUAGGAGGCUUCAUUUUGGUGGGAAGAGUUUUUAGGAAAGCUUUUAGGAUCUUAGGAUUAGGUGAAAGGAAAGGUAGGUGGGUAAUGGAACAAGAUUUUCAUGGAGAUUUUCAGGUCAAUGUCACGUGGUUUUUUGCUUGUUUCUCCGGUGUCCUUGACUGAAUUGUGCUCACUCUGGUAUGGUUUGAAAGAUCUCUUCACUCUGCACAAGUUAACGAAGAAAGUUGUCCUUGACCGUUAAAACUGAUGACGUCACAAUGGGUAGAAAGGACCUGGAUCCGCACGGGCGGUUACGGGCGGUUCAGGGGCGAAUGGGUUAAGAGGUAAAAUUUUGUCUUUGACCGUACUUAAUAUUUUGUAUUCAGUUAGAAUUUUCGCAAACGAAGAAUUAAAAGGAAUACAGUGGAACCCCGUUAAUACGACCACCUUUGGGCCAUGGAAAUUUGGUCGUAUUAACGGGGUAGGGUCAAAUUAUGGUGCAAAAUACUACUACAUGCAUACCUUUAAUCCGCUAUAAAUCAACCUUUUUGCAGUUAAUUAACAACCUUACAACUGCAAUUCAAUGCAACUAAACAAUGUAACAGUAACGAAACCGAAUAAUGAGAAAAACACUGACUUCUUUCAGUUCCUUGUUAUGAAAGGAAGGGGCUUGUGAAAUGUGGGGGAGGAUACGGGAUGGAAAUCCCAUGCGUUUACAAGUUUACUCGACAGCCAAGAAACGUUGAUAUGCUUAACAAAUUAUUAGACAUUCCAAAUAACCGAUCUGUGAGAAAAGAACAGGAAAUGGACUCGAAGAGAAAAGCCACAAUGGAAGGCAGCAGAAACAAGAAGGCAAAAUAACUUUGAGAGCCUCGAAAUGCUGCAAAGUGAAGUCUUUCAGAUCUUUGGAAUUUAUUUAUUCAUGCAUCCUUUUUACUGAACACUGCAAUUUACCGGAUGUCAUACUAACCACUAACACCUUUGCCUAAAAACAUUCAAUAAAAUAUUAGUAAUGCGUUAUUGUUUGUCAGAUUGUAUCUGUUUUCAUUCAGCAGCCCCACCAAACAUUUUGACUGGUCGUAUUAACGGGGUAAUUUUAUAAAGAAAAUAACGAUCCAGGACUCCCAAAGGUGAUCGUUGGUCGUAAUAACGGGGUGGUCGGAUUAACGGGGUUUUUAGAUAAGAAAAUGACUGGGCUUUUGUUCGGGCCACAAAAAAGUGGUCGUAAUAACAGGGUGGCCGUAUGGCGGGGUUCCACUGUACAGUGAGCAAUGGUAGGGUUCACGACCCUCAGUAGUAUUGCUGAUUUUUUAAAAAACUAUUUUCGUUCAGCUGGGAGUUCAAAUGUGCGCCGACAUCCGUGACAACGGUUGGCAAUCAGUGCAGGAAACACAAAACGUCCAGAUCCAGAACGCUUGCCAGAGCUAUCCUCUUUUAAACCUUCUGCUGAAAAAGUAAGUCUUCUUAAUUUGACGGUCUUAAUAAACUCAGGUCUUAAAUCGUUCAAAGAAUCGAUCGCAACUUGGAUCAUGCUAUUACUCUCUACCCCUUUAGCGCCGAUCUAAUUAUCCCUGCCCACCUCUCUUCUUCUCAUUUCUCUUUGACGCAUUUCCACUGUUUUCCCUUCCCUCCCUCUCCUUCGCCUCUUUACUUGAUGGAACUUUAAAGAGGUGGUAUUUAAGCAGAAUUGCAUGCUUUUUAUUUUUUUCCUGGAAAAUGUCUCUUUCGUUGAACUCUAACACUCAAGGUGCCACUAAAAAGUACAUCUUUUCAUACUUUUUUCUCCAAUUUAGGGACUUGGAUGCCUUCUCUAAGCUUCUCCUAGGUCAGCCAAUGUCUGACUUGGUCGCAAAAGUCACUCGCACCUGCGACCAGCGCGAACUGGAGCCGUCCGAAAUCAUUAACGAGCUCCGUCGCGGCAUGAUUGUUAACACUAACUUACAGGAAGUACUGCAAGCUGCCAAAAGAGCUUUUAGUGUCUCAGACUCCAGCGAAGCCAUGUUUAAAAACUUGACUGAGGAGUUGGCAAAUAAGCAUCCAAUCCUUGAGCAGCUGCUGGAGCGAGUGUUAAAGGACGAUUGGACUGGACUGUACGAAAGGAAUGUUAAGAAAAAAAAACGCAAAAAGAGGGCCGUAAGGAAUGGAACAAUAGAUAAUUUUUUGAUGUUUGAUGAGCCUUUACCCGAAAACGUAGACUGAGGAGCAGCUGCUGGAGCGAGUGUUAAAGGACGAUUGGACUGGACUGAACGAAACGGAUGUUAAGAAAAAAAACGCAAAAAGAGAGCCGUAGGAAUGGAACAAUAGAGAAUGGUUUGAUGUUUCUGAUUUAAUGAGUACUUGCUUAAAAAAGAUGAGUUAGCUACUACACAAGCUGGUAUUCUCGUUACAUACAACCGCUUUGUAUCAAUGGUGAAUGGCCAAAAUAUACCUGUAGUACUCCGAAUUUUAUACAAAUGGAACCAUAUUAGAAAAAUACUGUAUUAAUUAAAGCUGAUAUUCAACUGCAUUUCAUGCUACAAAAGUUGUAAACUGAGCUGCC
This is a messenger RNA of Porites lobata, 39278 nucleotides long. The record is from the annotation of a GenBank genome assembly. Lineage: Eukaryota; Metazoa; Cnidaria; Anthozoa; Scleractinia; Poritidae.